Anopheles cruzii is the source of this 987-nucleotide messenger RNA. Its product is annotated as 15-hydroxyprostaglandin dehydrogenase [NAD(+)]-like. Gene Ontology annotation, cellular component: cytoplasm. The transcript is spliced from 4 exons. Lineage: Eukaryota; Metazoa; Arthropoda; Insecta; Diptera; Culicidae. The record is from RefSeq and is a predicted model, not a curated record. Gene Ontology annotation, molecular function: oxidoreductase activity, acting on the CH-OH group of donors, NAD or NADP as acceptor. The coding region runs from base 1 to 759 and encodes 252 amino acids.
AUGGAUUUGAAAAACAAAACCGCUCUUGUGACCGGUGCCGCCACAGGGUUAGGGAGGGCUUUCAGUGAGGAACUGUUGAAGCAUGGCGCUAAGGUCCUGAUUUGUGAUCUGGAUUCCGACGCCGGCGAGCUAGCGGUGGAGGAGCUCGGGAAGCAGUACGGUUCACGCGUAUUGUUUUUCCACUGUGACGUUACGGAUUACAUCCAGUUUGAAGAGGCAUUUGAGUACGCAGACUGUAUGCUGAAAGGAAUCGACAUUGUGAUAAAUAACGCAGAAAUAAUGAACGAUAAUUUUUGGGAGCUGGAGGUGGACGUAAACCUGAACGGGGCUAUCCGUGGCACACUGUUGGCCCAGAAGUUUAUGGGCACGGGAAGGGGCGGCCACGGUGGUGUGUUGGUGAACAUCGGUUCCGGUGUCAGCCUCAGACCACAGCUGUCCACUCCCAUUUACACGGCCACCAAGCACGCCAUCCUCGGGCUGACCAAGGCCUGCGGUGAUCCGUUUCACUACAAUGAGACGAAGGUGCGAGCGUUCGCGUACUGCCCGGGGCCAAUAGAAAACUCUUCCUCGCACAACAAACGAUUCAUGGUUCCGGCAUUCGAGAAAGCCAAAGAGCUCGAUAUGACAGGGGUGCAGUGGCAAAAGAUGGAACAUGUGGCCAAAGAAUUGAUACCGCUGAUCAAAAAUGCACCCUCGGGAACCAUCUGGGGUGUGACUGGGGGCAAGCCGCCGAAGGAGAUACCGUACUGCAGUUUGUAAGCGUGCGCCCGUUAAUUUUCAACUUCAUCUUGAGCAAUCCAUCAUCAGCCAAUCAGCCCGUAAUCGGUGGCAUCAAACACCCUUACCAAUAGGGGAUAACCUUUAAGCAAACGCCCCGCUACAUAGUUAAGACAAUUAAGACAACAUUUACUAUCAUCGACCAUUAUAUCAGCUUGUAGACAACGCUUCUUCCUCCAUACAUUGGCUUCGCUCAUUGAAUUGUGCAGA